AUUCAUUAUUACCCAUAUAUUAAAACAGCCGCAGCAACACUUUGCCAGUCUACGCUGUGCUUCCUGGUUGAGCGCACAGGGCUAUCCUCGAUUGAACGCUACGCUAAACCUCAACUUGUCCAAAAUGGCUGGCCAGGAAGAUCCAGUGCAAAGAGAGAUUCACCAAGAUUGGGCGAAUCGAGAGUACAUAGAAGUGAUAACGAGCAGUAUCAAAAAAAUUGCCGACUUUCUUAACUCAUUUGAUAUGUCGUGUCGAUCCCGAUUGGCCACCCUCAAUGAGAAGCUGACAGCGUUGGAGAGGAGGAUUGAAUAUAUUGAGGCGAGAGUGACGAAAGGAGAGACCUUGACCUAGAAAUCAUUAUGGGAAUUCAUAGCAUCCCAGAGCUACCUGACCACCCCCCUCCCUGAUUUUUUGGAAUAAGUUUGAUGGAUUCCACCCUCCUCUUUUGGGACCAUGUGGACCAUUUUUAUAUUAUAUGGCUGAGUUUUGUGUUUUAUGUCAUGGUACAUUUGUAAAGAAGAGAUGGGUCUUGUCUUGGGUGCCAGUGACUCGAUUAUCAUCAAUGUUACAAAACGUAAAAUAUGAUCCAUAAGUAUUGGCUGAAAAAAUAUUGUUGAGCUCAAUUAUGGAUCUGGUAUCAGCACAACUUGAUGACCAUCUGUGUUGUGUGCGGUGUCAUUACCACAUUAGAGAUUUAUGAAAGGGGAACAUACUUGUGUGCCAAGAACAAUUAAAUUGUGUAGUCAUCUUUAUUGAGGACCUGCUUGUACAGUGCAAUGUUUGGUGAUGUGUCAGGUUUUAAAUACUGUAAUAAAUGAUAAACAAUGA
Cottoperca gobio is the source of this 829-nucleotide messenger RNA. RefSeq names its product BRICK1 subunit of SCAR/WAVE actin nucleating complex (gene brk1). NCBI's taxonomy places the organism in Eukaryota, Metazoa, Chordata, Actinopteri, Perciformes, Bovichtidae. Gene Ontology annotation, molecular function: protein-containing complex binding. Gene Ontology annotation, cellular component: SCAR complex. Gene Ontology annotation, biological process: actin filament organization; regulation of actin polymerization or depolymerization; cell motility. The transcript has 3 exons. The record is from RefSeq and is a predicted model, not a curated record. The coding region runs from base 125 to 352 and encodes 75 amino acids.